Molecule: messenger RNA, 4756 nt
Organism: Caenorhabditis auriculariae
Lineage: Eukaryota; Metazoa; Nematoda; Chromadorea; Rhabditida; Rhabditidae
Source: the annotation of a GenBank genome assembly
AUGACACUUCCACCGACUAUCAGCCGUGCCGAACUUCUCGCCAAAUUCGAUACCUUCCUUUUCGAUGCCGACGGCGUCCUCUGGACCGGCGAUAUCCCUGUACCUGGCGCCAUCGAAUUUUUCAAAUAUCUCCUCGCCGACCCAAAUAAACGCGCCUUCGUCCUCACCAACAACUCGACCAAAACCCUGCAGCAGUACUUGGAGAAAAUUGGCAAGAUUGGCUUCGGAGAGAUCAAGGCGGAGAACGUCAUCAGCCCUGCCCUGGUCCUCGCCGAUUACUUCAAGAGCAACCCGGAGAAAUUCGCCGGCCAGAAGGUCUACCUGAUGGGAACCGAAGAUUUGCGCAAGACUCUGGAAGAAAUCGGAGGCGUGGAGUGCUAUGGAAUGGGACCGGAUCAUGUUCACGACUACACUACCGGCUAUUUUAUCCAUGAAUUGGAUAUGAGCGUGAUCCCGAAGGCCGUCGUCUGCAGCUUCGACUCUCAUCUGAGCUAUCCGAAAAUCAUGAAAGCCGCUAAUUAUCUUCUGAAGCCCGACGUCGAGUUCCUCGUCACCAAUGAAGACUAUACUUUCCCUGGACCGAUCCCAGGCGUCGUCAUUCCCGGAUCUGGCACGACGAUGGCGCCGGUGGCCGCCGUCUCCGGAAGAAAGCCGACGAUCUUCGGCAAGCCGCAUCGACCGAUGAUGGACUUUUUGAAGAGGAGAGCUCACAUCGACCCCAGCCGGACUGUCAUGUUCGGCGAUAGACUGGACACCGACAUCAAGUUCGGCAACGACAAUGGCAUCGCCAGCGUCUGGAUGAGAACUGGCGUUCAUAAGCUGGAGGACAUUGCCAAGGCGGAAAUCGUUGGCGACACGAGCUUCCUACCGAAAUUCACUCAUUCUUUUGCGGAUGGCCUGGCAGAGAUUUAAUUAUUUUUUGUGGCUUUUUUAAGAUCUUCCUUUGUACCGGCUGAUACCUUGUAGACUUUUUCUUUUCUCUCAACUAUCCAAAAUCUUCCCGUCUAAUCAUCCUUUUUUGUUUGUUGACCUAAAAGCCUUGAAUUUUUUUUUAAAACCAGAAUCCUUGCUGAAUCGAGGCGGAGGUUCAAAUGGAAUUAAACUUUUUUUUCGUUACCUUUUUUCUUAAAGAGCUUUUCUCACAUACCUACUGACAGGGUUUCAUCUAACAAGCUUUUGUAGGGUUUUCUGAAUUUUCAAUCGGUCAAUUUCUGCUUUAAUACUUAUAAUUAUUCUUUUUCCUGGCCUCUCCUACUAUUCAAGGUUAUUUUUUUCAUGAAUUAUUCCUUUAUUUUUCGUUAAACUCGUUUUUUUCAAUGAUUUUUUUGUGAUUGAAAUAAAUUCCUUUACAGAUUUUCUACGACUGGAACUCGGUGCGCUUCUGAGGGAGGUGAUGGGAAAGAACAGGAGGUCGUCAAGCCGAAAGGUUGGAUCAAGAAGCUUCUUGUGAGUUUUCCCCUCGGUACAACCCAGAGAUGAAGAAUUAUCUUCUAGACGGGACAGCACCCCGUUGAUCCGUCGGAAUGGCAGAAGCAGUCGCACUCGUCGUUGCUCUCCUCCUCGGAGUACAUCUACGAAAUCAUGAGUUUGUUAUUUUUUUUUUAUAGAAUGGAAAGAAAAAUGGACAAGAAAAGUAUCAUCUUCGUGAAAAAAUAUAUAGAAAAAUGGUCGGAAACCCCGAAAUUACAAAUUUCCAGCUUUUCCAGUGUAAUUUCAUUAAAAACAAGCCAAAAAAAACCGAAAAGUUUAGAAUUACACUCUAAACUUUCAAAGAGAAUAUUUUGAAAACCUCUUUUGAAAAAAUUCCAAGAAAAUACUGUUCUUCAUCAAUUUUACAUAGUUACAACUUUUUCCAUACCAUUCAAAAUAAGCUUUAGUGAGUAUUUUCAUUGAAUGGUCUCUAGUUUUCUAAAGAACGUUUUUAAAUUCCUGUUUUCGAUUUUUUGAACGGUUUUGAUUGGUUUUGCUAUUGUUCUUUAUGUUCAGCUCACAACUACCGGCCCGGAGAGCAAGAAAAGUACCUCGAUGCUUUUGGAACCUACAAAGACGAGGUCCUGAACAAGGUAAGAAAAGAAAAAAAAUCCGGAAUUAAUCGUUUUCUAGCGUUCCUCCAUCGAACUGGUUGGCUCGUGGACCGUCGGCUAUGGCCGAACCCGCGACCAGGCCAUCCAUCUUUGGCGUUACAAGAAGGGUUACGAAGAUGUUGAUGGGUGAGUAGGGAGGAAAACAUUUAACAUUUAACAUUUAACAUUUAUUCAGUCCUCAGAAUAAUCAUGUAUCUGCUGAAUCAUGGAAUAUAGGAAAACAUAUUGCGAUGAAAUUUACAAAAAAAAAAAUAAUCUCCGAAAAAAACUGCAAAUUCACAACGUCUAACAGUUUUCUACACCAAGGGAUUUUUUUAAAUCCCUACUCUUUUUUUUGGAACUGCCGAUUUUAUAUUACAAAUUUUUGGGGCUGCCAAUUUUGAGCCUCAAAUAGGAUUUUCCCUUACGAUGGAAGUGUUAAGAAGUCAAAAAAAAGCAGUCCAAAUGUAUUUCUAUUUGUCCAAUCGUAGAAAAAAAAAACUAAAAGGUACUACUUUUUUUGUGCAACAAGCAAUUAAAAAUCUUAAAAAGGGAGGUCAUUUCAAUUUGCGGUUAAGACUUGGCUGAAAAUUGGCCAGAACGCUCCUUGAUGUACCAGAAGAAGAUCCUGAAAGUUUCAACCUGCACAACUCUCUAGUUUUCGAGAAAUAAGGGUUCAAACCCUCUUUUUUUUUAUGAAUUUUGGGGUUUUUUCUGACUUUGAAGUGUCCUUUUUCAAAAAUUAGGAAGUUGUGCAGGUUGCGACUUGGUACAUCAAGAAGUGUUCUGGCCAAUUUUCAGGAAAUUCCCAACCGCAAAAUAAUUUGACCUACCCUGUUAGCUUUAUCGCCAAAGUUUUUUUUAAAAUCAUUCAAGUUUUUUCUUACUAUGAAAGCAAGUAAAAUAAAACUGAGAAAGAUUUUUUCCAGAGCGAUCGCCAUGCACAACGACGACGGAGCCGUCCGCGCGGCGGAUUCAGAAGUGGCACGGCUUUGCGGACGCCGCAAGAACUUGAUCGUCAAGUCGUUCAGCUACUGGCGUGAGCCGGAGCAAAGACCUCCCAGCCAUGUCUACGACAUGCGUAGCUACGUUCUUCAGGUGACUUUUUUUACAGAAAUUUGUUCGAUUAUAGUUUUUUUAAAAAAAAGGUAGAGCAUUUUUUUAGUUGGUGUAUUUUUAAAUCUACUACGGAAAAAAAGAAAAAAAGAGGAGCAAUAAUAACAAAAUUGGCUUGGUAUUGCUUUUUAUCUCAUUUUUUUUUAGUAAUUUUUGAUUUCAGCCUGGUACAAUGAUCGAGUGGGCGAACGCUUGGGCGAAGGGCAUUUCUUUCCGUCGAGAGGCCAACCAGGACGUCGGAGGCUUCUUCGCUCAGGUUCCUUUUUUAUUUUUUCUUCAUGAUUUAAAGAGAUUUUAAAAUAUCAUUUAAAAAAAAUUCAAAGCAAACAAAAAAAAUAGUACAAUCGAGGCAAUACAUAAAAUCAAGAAUGAUGGUAAUAAAAGAUCCAAAAAUGAACAUUGAGAAACUUUGAAGUGGCUUUGAAAGGAAUUAGCGCCUUUUUAAAAAAAUAAAUUUGGUUUCAGAAAAUAUGACUCCUGCUUGGAAAAAUUCGGUGGUAUGAAAAACACCAGCGAAAAAUUCAAACGGCGACUUUUUCCGAUUUUUUUCAUAUCGCUAGAGAACUUUCCGACGGCUACCUUUCCGACAAAUCCCUUUCCGACUUUUUUUCCCCUAAUUUUUUUGGUUUAUAAAACAUCUAUUAACAUUUUUUUCCUAUUUUUUUCAGUUUUUAAUCAUGAACCAACUACCUACUUUAGGAAGAUUUAAAACGAAGAUUUUAUCUAGAAAAAAAGUCGGAAAAAAAGAUUCGUCGGAAAGGUGGCCGUCGGAAAGUUCCCUAGCGAUAUGAAAAAUUCGGAAACGUAGCCGUUUGAUUUUUUGCUGGUGGUUUUUUCAUACCGCCAAAAAUUCAUAACCUGCUUUUGACUCCAGGUCGGCCAACUCUACGUCGUCUACCACAUCUGGGCGUAUCCUUCGAUGGCUGCUCGCAACGACACUCGCCAGACGACUUGGGCCAAGCCUGGAUGGGACGCCACCGUCGCCUACACUGGUAAUCCGUGAAAGCUUAAGAAAUAGCAUUAAUUCUUCAUCUGAUUUAAAUAAAUGAAAAAUCUUUUUUUAAAAUAGAGAUGGAAUUUUUUAGGAUUUAUCUCAACUGUAUAAUGAUGAGAAGAACAGAAAAAAUUAUCGAAUAAGUUGAAAAUUCAAAAAUAAAAAAGAAUGAUCAUAAGUUCUAGACUGUUGUCUUGUAAGAAAAAAAAAAAGAUUUUUUCCAAUUUCUGUCAAACUUUCUUCUGAUUAUGGGGUCAACCUGAGGAUCUAAACGAGUUAAACUUUUCAAGGAAUAAAAAAAGAAUUCCAAAUAAAGAAAUAAGUUUUUGAGGUCAAUACAAUAAAUUUUGACGAAAAUUGAUAAAAAAACAUUUUUCGGGGCUUGGAAUGAUUAAAGUGUACCUUUGUUUCAAAAAUCAUCAGAAUUUUUUUAAAAGGAAAAAAAUUUUUUUGAAAAAGAAACAUUUUUUUGAAAAGGAAUUUUUUUCAAAAAAACGAUUUUUUACUUUAAUUUUUAGUUCCUCUGAUCAAGAAGAUGCAGUCGAAGAUCAUGACGCCGACGAAGUACUCGCAGUUGAAAUAG